Messenger RNA from Cannabis sativa, 2464 nucleotides. RefSeq names its product 3-hydroxy-3-methylglutaryl-coenzyme A reductase 1. Gene Ontology annotation, biological process: sterol biosynthetic process; coenzyme A metabolic process; isoprenoid biosynthetic process. NCBI's taxonomy places the organism in Eukaryota, Viridiplantae, Streptophyta, Magnoliopsida, Rosales, Cannabaceae. The transcript has 4 exons. Gene Ontology annotation, molecular function: hydroxymethylglutaryl-CoA reductase (NADPH) activity; protein binding. Gene Ontology annotation, cellular component: endoplasmic reticulum membrane; peroxisomal membrane. Bases 226 to 1956 code for a protein of 576 amino acids. The record is from RefSeq and is a predicted model, not a curated record.
AUUUAAUUUAAUAAAUAAUAUAAAAAAUUGGUAAGUAACGAAAGUACACAUUCAGAUCGUGUUGGGACUAUGAUGCCUAAUAGGAGUGCUCUUCUCUUCUUCCUUCCUCCAUUCCAUUAUAUUACCCCCUUAAUUACUCUCCUAAAUCUUCGCUCCCAUCUAACAACCCAAAACCCCUUCUGAUCUCACCUAACAAACAUCUCCUUCUUCCGCCGGUGCUCCGCCAUGGACAGCCGCCGGCGGCCUUCGAAGCCUCUUCUUACGUCCUCUGGAGAAGUCCUUCACCGGAAACAGGCUUCUCCGGUAACCGAUGAAGACCAGAUUCACCGCUCUCCUAAAGCUUCCGACGCUCUCCCUCUUCCUCUGUACUUGACCAACGCUGUCUUCUUCACGCUUUUCUUCUCCGUCGCCUAUUAUCUCCUCCACCGGUGGCGUGACAAGAUCCGAAACUCUACGCCUCUUCAUGUCGUUACGCUCUCGGAAAUUGCCGCCAUUGUCUCUCUCAUCGCAUCAUUUAUAUACUUGCUUGGAUUUUUUGGUAUUGACUUUGUUCAAUCGUUCAUUGCACGCGCCUCCCAUGAGGCUUGGGACCUGGACGAUGCUACACCUGAUUUUCUAGUCGACGACAGUGGCUGCCCACCGCCUUGUCCCAUCGUUCGAACCCCCAACUUGGAUCGUCAGGUUCUUGCAACAUUGUCAUCCGAAGAAGACGAGGAGAUUAUAAAUUCGGUAGUGCAGGGGAAAGUGCCUUCAUACUCGCUCGAGUCCAAGAUCGGAGACUGUAAAAGAGCCGCGGCGAUUAGACGUGAAGCGCUUCAGAGGACGACGCGAAGGUCGCUCCAGGGUUUGCCCUUGGAAGGGUUUGAUUACGAAUCUAUUUUGGGGCAGUGCUGCGAAAUGCCUGUUGGGUACGUUCAGAUUCCGGUGGGGAUCGCGGGUCCGUUGAUGCUCGAUGGGUUCGAGUAUUCGGUGCCGAUGGCGACUACGGAGGGUUGUUUGAUUGCGAGUACUAACAGAGGCUGCAAGGCAAUCCAUUUGUCUGGUGGGGCUAGCAGCGUGUUGUUGAGGGAUGGCAUGACCAGAGCACCGGUUGUGAGGUUUAGUUCCGCCAAGAGAGCUUCCGAGUUGAAGUUCUUCUUGGAGGACCCUGAAAAUUUCGACACUCUUUCCAUGGUCUUUAACAGGUCUAGUAGAUUUGCCAGGCUCCAAGGUAUUCAGUGCGCGAUUGCUGGAAAGAAUGUGUAUGUCAGAUUUACUUGCAGCACGGGUGACGCCAUGGGGAUGAACAUGGUUUCAAAAGGAGUUCAGAAUGUUCUUGAUUUCCUUCAAACCGACUUUCAUGACAUGGAUGUUAUUGGCAUAUCUGGAAACUUUUGUUCGGACAAGAAACCUGCUGCUGUAAACUGGAUCGAAGGGCGCGGCAAAUCAGUUGUUUGUGAGGCAGUGAUCAACGAAGAGGUGGUGAAGAAGGUUUUAAAAACAAACAUUGAUGCUCUUGUAGAGCUUAACAUGCUCAAGAACCUUGCUGGCUCUGCCAUUGCCGGUGCUCUCGGUGGAUUCAAUGCCCACGCCAGCAACAUAGUAUCUGCAAUAUUCAUAGCCACUGGCCAAGAUCCAGCACAAAACAUAGAGAGUUCGCAUUGCAUAACCAUGAUGGAAGCUAUCAACAAUGGCAAGGAUCUUCAUGUCUCUGUGACAAUGCCUUCAAUUGAGGUGGGUACAGUAGGAGGUGGGACUCAACUUGCUUCUCAAUCUGCAUGCCUGAACUUGCUUGGUGUGAAAGGUUCAAACAAAGAUUCCCCAGGAGCAAACUCUAGGCUACUGGCCACCAUUGUAGCCGGUUCUGUGUUAGCAGGUGAGCUCUCUUUGAUGUCUGCUAUAGCAGCUGGGCAGCUUGUCAAGAGUCACAUGAAGUACAAUAGAUCCAGCAAAGACAUGUCAAAAGUUGCAUGCUAAAACAUGUCAAAAAAGAAAAAGGGAAUGGGGUCCGGGCAAGAUGAACGAGCUAAAAUUAAAGAGUCCACUAGUCCAGGCUGUGUGGUUGGGUGUGUGCACAUGGGAAACUGUUGUGGGGGUUCAAUUUCCAUAGCUGUAAUAAGGGAUUUUGGUAUCUUUUAAGAGAGAGAAAAGUAAUAAUAUAACAUGGGGAAUGAGUUGGGUUGUGUUGGCUGUACAGGUUUUCUCUUUUGAUGCUCGUUUUGUUCUUCCCAACUUCUCUAAUUUUCUCCCAGCGUGACGUGUCAUUGAGUAGACAAUAUACUUUGGCAAUGGCAGGCCAUCAUCACUGCAGAUCUCCCCCACCUUCAAAAUCUGUGGUCUGUAUUAUGUCGAAGUCUUGAUUUUUUUUUUCCUUUUAAUUUUUCUGAAAAAGAGAUAGAUGUUUUUGUCUUAUGUGUUGGGAGAUGUUUGUAUAAUAAUAUUUUGUAGUGGGAUUCUUGUUCAAUCAAUGUCUUUUCUCUUGUCA